Molecule: messenger RNA, 798 nt
Organism: Schistosoma curassoni
Lineage: Eukaryota; Metazoa; Platyhelminthes; Trematoda; Strigeidida; Schistosomatidae
Source: the annotation of a GenBank genome assembly
AUGAUCACAGGACUUCACCGAACAAAUAGUUUCCAAUUCUUGUAUAAAUUUCGCCGUUUGGUUUCAUCUCAAACACAUUAUGAUACGUUAGGAAUUAAAAAAUCCGCCUCGUAUAGUGAAAUUCGUUCAGCUUUUAUCAAACUAUCAAAAAAAUAUCAUCCUGACAAAAAUGACGGUGAUAUUGAGACGUUUAAAAGGAUCAACGAAGCGUACUCUGUUCUCUCUCAAGAGAAAAGUAGACGAAUUUACGAUUCCUCUUUAGUAUCAAGAGCUAAACCAUUAUUUACUAACUCGCCAAAUGAGUAUGAUGUUUCAGAUUGGGAACGUAAUUAUAAUUACCACUUUGCGCCUGUGACUCAAACUGGAUUUUUUGAAAAUGACGGUGACGAACUUAUGGUUGAUGAUUUUGGACGUCUAUCGGAUUUGGAAGAAGACAUUGAGACAAAUGCGGAUUCUGUAGAACCUGCUUUAAUAAAUCGCGGUGUAAACCUUGAUCCUUUGGAACCGUGGAGCAAAGUUGGACUUGUUGUUUAUUCAUCACAAGUACCAUUAGGCGCAACACCAGAAUAUCUUGCCGGUCAUUAUAUACUUCAGGGAGCUAGUUCUAUGCUUCCUGUAAUUGCCUUGUCCCCUCAGUUAGGCGAGCGUAUCUUGGAUUUGUGUGCUGCGCCUGGUGGGAAAACAACUUACAUUGCACAACUCAUGAAAAAUACUGGCACCAUUUUUGCAAAUGAAAUAACCCCCCCCCCACUGACGCGUGGAUACGCUGAGAAGAAAACCAAACAAAUUCUACACUGA